This is a messenger RNA of Aspergillus alliaceus, 327 nucleotides long. RefSeq lists its product as uncharacterized. The record is from RefSeq and is a predicted model, not a curated record. Lineage: Eukaryota; Fungi; Ascomycota; Eurotiomycetes; Eurotiales; Aspergillaceae. Bases 1 to 327 code for a protein of 108 amino acids. The transcript has a single exon.
AUGACGCCAAUUAUCCAGAAAUUAAGGAGAAAGCGCAAGCUUUCCUCCGAGUUGCACUCCCGCUGGGGUGAUGUGGCUAUCACCUACCCCAACGCAGGCUCCUGGAGUCAGUAUGAGCAAUCGACCGUGGGAACACCUAAUUCCAUGCCCGGCAAAAGUUUGGAUCAAUGUCGACGACAUGGGUCAUUUGAUUCCCUCCAUCCCCAGGGCCGCUCGUCCCGAAAUUCAUCUACGCUCCCUUCGGGGGAUUUUAAAGAGCGCAAGUCAUCUACUGAUUCCGCCAUGACGAUGCCGAUGGGCCACUACGACGCAAAACGGACGCUCUAA